This is a messenger RNA of Guyanagaster necrorhizus, 594 nucleotides long. RefSeq lists its product as uncharacterized. The transcript has 2 exons. Lineage: Eukaryota; Fungi; Basidiomycota; Agaricomycetes; Agaricales; Physalacriaceae. The coding region runs from base 153 to 545 and encodes 130 amino acids. The record is from RefSeq and is a predicted model, not a curated record.
UCCUCUGCAGACAGACGGAUGCAUCAGUAUAUCCUGAACAACUGUUUCAGCGUGGAGGACCGAGCUAGUGGUCAAGGUGGGGAGGAAGUCAGCAAUGUCGGAGAGGUUGGAUCUGCCUGGUGCUGGUGACGAAGCCGAGGCGGAGGGAACGAAUGGUCUGGCAUCGUCGUUGUCAACCCCGAUGGGCUGACCGACGCCAUAUUGUUGUAUACGGUGUUUGUCAGUUCAUCGCGACUGACGCGAUGGUGCCAAGUCUUCUCGUCCCUCUUGGCGCGCAUGAAGUCCACCCAGUCGUUAGGGUCACUGUAGGUCGUGGUGUAUGGUGUGCCAGAGCGGCGUUCGUUCCUCCGACGCCAUCCUAUCAUCAUAGUGGGGCUUGCCAAGGAGGGAUUGAGAGCGUAUGCCGGUGCAAAUCGAAUGGAUGGAUAGGCAGCGUGUGGCUCGGUUCAGUAUCAAUCUGGUUCCUCCAGGCCGUCACCUGUUCGAUGACCUCAAAUAGUUUUCCUGCUACCAAUGAGUUCCUCAGUUUCUGUACCAGUGAAUGACGCACUCACCAAAAUAUCUCCUUCACAAGCAAACGGCAUAUUAUCCCGC